Messenger RNA from Acipenser ruthenus (sterlet), 4061 nucleotides. Its product is annotated as caprin-2-like. The coding region runs from base 160 to 3096 and encodes 978 amino acids. Gene Ontology annotation, molecular function: signaling receptor binding. Gene Ontology annotation, cellular component: cytoplasm. NCBI's taxonomy places the organism in Eukaryota, Metazoa, Chordata, Actinopteri, Acipenseriformes, Acipenseridae. Gene Ontology annotation, biological process: positive regulation of canonical Wnt signaling pathway. The record is from RefSeq and is a predicted model, not a curated record. The transcript has 21 exons.
GAGGGGGGUGUUCGGCCCCGUUUAUACUAACAUCAGACGUUUUGGGCCGUGAAGGGAAGGAUUUGGGGUUUUUUUGUGCUCAAUCGCCUGUCGGUGAUUAACACGAUCUGAAUACAAAACAAACAGUUGUCAGAAGAACGAGGAGACCCAGUAUUUCCAAUGGUGCAGCUUUCCCCUUCCCCUAUACCUUGCCUCUCUGCUACAGACCAGGCAGAUGAGAGGAAGAUGGUCAAGACUGAGAAGCAGGGAAGCCCCAAGUCUGAGGCCCAGCUUGCCCUCACCUCACUGCAGCUGGCUCUGGCUGCUUCCACCACCACUUACCAGGGCUAUGACGCCUACAUCGAGGACGGGCUAAUCUGCCUUAAACACAAGAUCAGAAACAUUGAGAAAAAGAAGAUUAAGCUGGAGGACUAUAGGCAGCGUCGGCAGGAAGGAGAACUUCUUAAUCAAGAUCAACUGGAGGCAGUGGAAAAGUAUGAUGAAGUCAUUCAUAAUUUGGCAUUUGCCAAGGAGCUGCAGAAGACAUUUAGUUCCUUGAGUCAAGAUCUGUUAAAAGCCCAGAAGAAGGCAGUGCGGCGCGAGCAGGUUCUGAAGAUUGAAAUGGAGAAGCGUCGCCUGCGCACCAUCCUCCAGGUGCAGUACAUUCUGCAGAACCUGCAGGAGGAGCACGUGAGGAAAGACUUCCGCAGCGGCCUCAACGGGGCCCCCUUUCUCUCUGCCAGGGAGCUCGACUACCUCCUGAAGUUCUCCAAACUGGCAUCCCUGGUGCGCGAUGAGAUGAUGAGCCUUGAGGACCAGAUGGAGCAGGCAACAAGCUACCUUUGGGAGUUACUUGAAGGAGGAGAAAAAGUUGUGGUUGGUACUACCUAUAAACACCUGAAGGCGCAGAUGGCAAAACUGAUGGACUGUGGGUACUUUGACCACAUUCCUGUCCCUCAGAGUAAGAUGCUGGAGGAGGUGAAAGAGGUUCAGAAGGUAGUGGUAAAGACAGAACAACUAACAAAGCUGCCAAACGAGGACGCAAAGGAGCUGGCGAAAGUACCAGAACCUUCUGUGCAGUUUAUACCUACAAGGGAAGUUCAGUCAAGAGAGUUUCUUAACAGACGCUACUUGCCUGAAACAGACUUCCACAACCAAGGAAAGACAAAGACCCUGCAGCCCUGGAAAGCCGACUUUGCAGCCAUGAAACAGGAGCCUCCCGACUCUUGGGAGAUGCAGUUUGAUGACAGCAGGACGACAUCCCCACAGCCAGUGCCAACCAAGCAGGGGAGAGCUGCUGCUGGGCUUGUUGCAAAAGAGAAGGUGGAGUCCAAAGUGACAACCAGUCCACCAAAAAAAAAACGCGAGCGGAAACCCAAAGCAGGAGAAGAAGUUAAACCAGUGCCAAAGCCAAUACCUUCCUCCAUAGCUGUGUUCAAUUCCACUUCCUCCCUUCCAAAGGACCCAGCACUGAGAAGGCAGAAGCUACAAGAUUUGAUGGCUCAGAUCCAAGGGUCAUUCAGUUUUAUGCAGGACUCUGUGCUGGAUUGUGAGAGUUCACCUGUGAGUGCCAUGCCCCUGUUAACACCGCUUUCUGUGCUUGCCUCAUCCACUCCCAUAGCACCAAGAGAAUCAAAGCAGAAAAAACAGGCAGACCUCCUUCCGCAAGCCUUGCAGACUGCCCCUUCAACCAAUCACAGUCCCAGCACUAGCCUGAAUGGAGAUCGGUCACUGAAUGGAUCUGAAACUGAAUUUGCUUCAGCAGCUGCACAAGAAACUAUUUCAGCAUCAUCUGAGGCGGAGUCCUUUGUUUCUCCUCCAGCAAUCUAUCAAACGGCAUCAAUCCCAGCCCCCUUGGUAGAGAAGGGCAUGGACCCGACUCGGCAGAUGCCCCUUUGCAACGACACAAUGCCAGCCCCUGAAUUACAGGCCCAAGCAUUCCAGUCACCUCCCAGCAGUAACCAUGCCUUAAGCAUGAGUGCAGCUCCCUUUCAGACCAUGCAUACUGUUUUUAAAGUGAAUGCUCCAUUGCCGCCGAGGGACGAACUGGACAUGAAACCAGAGACCUCCUCAUAUUCAGAGUCCUACAACCAGAGUUAUUCUACAGCUAGCACCCAAACAACCCCGCAGUGCUCCUCACAGCCAGCCUACACGCUGGAUCAAAACACUCUCCCUCAUGAAACCCUGCAGCCAGUCACAACCUAUCAGUCUGAAUGUCCAGUUAGCAAUGGAUGUCAAGUUUACAUGUCUCCAGGACAACCGAAUGCCUUCCCUCGCUCCAACCAGGCCUACUACAGUAACAGAGGCACAGUAAGAGGAACGCCCCGUGGGAGCAGAGGCCUGGCAAACUCUUAUCGCUCACCCAGUGGAUAUAAAGCAGGGUUUGAUGGUUACAGAGGUGGAAUGCAGUCUCCGGGUGGAAACUACACUCAGCAAUCCUAUCCUGCUAGAGAAUAUACAACAAUGCUGUAUGGAUCAAGGGAAGCUGGUUAUCAGCAGAACUAUAAACGUGGAGGAGGGCCUGCUGGACAGAAAGCAAAUUCAAGAGCGGGGUGGAGUGACUCCUCUCAGGUGAGCAGUCCAGAACGAGACCAUGAAACCUUCAACAGUGUGGACUCUGGCCAGGGGGGCUCCCGCUGCAUCACGCCCAUCGACAUUCCGGUCACAAGCCAGGCGACCACCCUCAUGCCUGUGCACGUCUACCCGCUCCCUCCGCAGAUGCGUGUGGCCUUCUCCGCUGCCCGCACCUCCAACUUUGCCCCGGGCACCCUGGACCAAACCAUUGCCUUUGACUUGCUCCUCAACAACCUCGGGGAGACCUUUGAAAUGCAUAUGGGCCGGUUCUCCUGCCCGGUCAAUGGCACUUAUGUUUUCAUCUUCCACAUGCUGAAGCUGGCGGUUAAUGUACCGCUUUAUGUGAACCUCAUGAAGAAUGAGGAGGUCUUGGUGUCUGCCUAUGCCAAUGAUGGUGCCCCCGACCACGAGACUGCCAGCAACCAUGCUGUGCUUCAGCUUUACCAAGGAGACCAGAUCUGGCUCCGUUUACACCGAGGUGCCAUCUACGGAAGCAGCUGGAAGUAUUCCACAUUCUCCGGCUACCUCUUAUACCAGGACUGACUUUACUGUGCUUGAAGAAAUUGUGCUAGGUUGUGGCGUUUUCAAUGCUUUGCACUUGAACACUGACCUUUUUUUUUUUUUUUUUUUUUUUGUGUUUUUUUUGUAUUCAGGGUGUGAAAACAUAACAUACCCAGAGUUAUGUAUUUACUCCAUAAAGAUGCUCAGGUUUUGUUUGGGGUCACCCCCAAUUUAUUGAUCCCCCCCCCCCCCCCCCAGUUGCUUUGAGUAUCUUCUAGUUGCCAUUAUGUCCUCUUACUUGAAAUGUAUGCAUAUGAGGUGAGCUAACAAUUGCAGUGUUAUCUUCCAUGACUGUUUUAAUACCAGAUAAACAGGCUCACUAAUUAAAUAAAGCUAUUUUUAAAAGCCAGUUGCUGGUUUUACAGAUUCAACAUACCGUAUUUGAUUCGAUCUUUAAAAAAGGCUGUUGUAUUGCAUAUAGUUAAGGUGACCAUAUGACGCUGUGUUCAGCAGGACAGUUUUGGCCAGUUCAGGCUUUUCAACUCACGUUUUACCUGUCUCUGGUAUCAUUCUUCCCUUUUUAAGAGAAGCAGGACUACGCUUUGGGUUGCGAGCUGAACUGUCCCGCUGCAAACGGAGCCAUGUGGUCACCUUACAUAUAGUUGCUUACUUCCCUGAUAGAAAUGUUUUACAUUUCAAAAGGACCUAGGGUUAAGUGUAGGUAAUAAUCCUCUGCUCUUGUAAUAAGAUGGUAGCCCAGUUGGGAGCUGUGGAAUGGAGCUGGAUUUAGUUGAAUGAUGCUAGCUGAGCACUUUAAUGUCAAUGUUGCCUUGAUUUUUUUGGGUUUGGGGUACUGAGCUAUGAAUGGUGUAUUGUUUGUAGCUGUUAAUCACAAACUCUGCCAUGUACUUUUGUUUUGCUGGUGACUACUUUGUCAAUGACUUUGCUCAAGUAUGGGCGAUUUACAGUGCCUCGUUGUGCCUAACAAAUAAAUAAUACAUUGUGCA